Molecule: messenger RNA, 1605 nt
Organism: Hypoxylon trugodes
Lineage: Eukaryota; Fungi; Ascomycota; Sordariomycetes; Xylariales; Hypoxylaceae
Product: amidase
Exons: 3
Coding region: 1-1605 (534 amino acids)
Source: RefSeq, a predicted model, not a curated record
AUGUCAAAAGGAAACUGGGAAGAGCUAGCGGCCAAAAAGCGCCAACAACUCGAAGCCUCAUUACCCGAAGAAUGGCGUAUUCCAAACCAUCUCCUACCGCCCGCAGACCAGGACGACGUAACCGGGUUCCCGGAAACAUCGGGAUGGUUUACGCCCGAAGAACUCGAUAUCACGAACCAGACCGCACUUCAACUUCUCUCGAAACUCACCUCCGGCGCGUUGAGAUCCGAAACUGUGACACGUGCUUUCUGUAAGCGUGCUGUUGCUGCGCAUCAGUUGACGAAUUGUUUAUCGGAGACUUGUUUCGAACGUGCGCUUUCUACUGCGAAGCAGCUUGAUGAACAUCUUGCGCGUACGGGCAAGCCUGUGGGACCAUUGCAUGGAUUGCCGAUUUCGUUGAAGGAUAACUUCAAUCUUAAGGGUCUUGAUGCUACUGUGGGCUUUGCUUCGCAUGUCGGCGAUCCGGCGCCGUAUGAUGCGGUUCUUGCAGAUAUUCUUCGUGAGGCGGGGGCUGUGUUUUAUGUUAAAACUAAUGUGCCGACGGCUAUGAUGAUCGCGGAGACUGUUAAUUGGGUCUUCGGACGCACUGUCAAUCCUCUGAAUCGUAAAUUGACGAGCGGUGGUAGUUCGGGUGGCGAAACUGCACUUCUUGCGUUUAAGGGCAGUCCGUUGGGUGUUGGUACGGAUAUCGGCGGAUCAUUGCGUAUUCCGGCCGCUUGCACAGGGACGUUUACCCUACGGCCCAGCUUUGGCAGGUUUCCGACGUUGAGGUGUCGAUCGGGUAUGCCUGGGCAAGAGGCCGUGCAAUCAGUCAAUGGCCCGCUGACGCAAACGAUUGAGGAUUUGGAGUUUUAUAGCAAGACGGUAAUUGAUGCGGAGCCUUGGAACGUUGACCCAAGGUGUCUACCGAUCCCCUGGCGCCCUGUUAAUCUACCAGCAAAAUUGAAGAUCGGGGUUAUGCGGGACGAUGGCAUGGCAAGACCUACGCCGCCGGUAUCGCGGGCUAUUGAUCGAGUGGUAGAUCAAUUAAAGGCCGCCGGACACGAAAUAAUAGAAUGGUCGUCAGAGGACCAAGGUCAGGGUCUACAGCUAUUAAGCCGGAUGUUCGUAGCGGACGGUGCCAAGGCGAUUAAGCGGGAAUUAGAACGAACCGGAGAGCCAGUGCGCCCGGAAAUGAGCAUGUACGAGAACAGGCGCGAACUCGGGGCACUCGAAUACUGGGAGUUGCAUCUCGAGCGCCAAGGAUACCAGAAGCGGUACUUGGACCGAUGGCGAGCCGCGGGUAUCGAUGCGUUGUUAUGUCCCACGACGCCGUAUAGUAGCGUAGAGAACGGCAAGUUUAGUCAUGUUGGUUAUACCGGUGUUUUCAACGUGUUGGACUACUCCUGCAUAUCCUUCCCCACCGGUGUCAUUGUCGACAAGGCCAUCGACGUCCCAUGGGACGAAAUGUUCAAGCCUCUCUCGGAUCUGGAUAAGAGCAUACGAUCCGACUAUAACCCCGAGACGGUUCACGGAAUGCCCGUAAGCCUGCAGUUGGUGGCGCAGAGAUUAGAAGAAGAGAAGUGCAUAGCGAUAUGCAAGGUUUUGCUAGACGAAUUAUAUUGA